GCCUCUAUGAUUCACUUUUGACACAGCUCCUGUAAAUCGAACACCUGUAAAAUACAUUCGAAUAUUAUUUAUUUAUUUAUUUAAAAGGCAAAAGAGAUUUUUAAAAGCAACAGAAAUGUCAGUAGUGAGCGCACUACCUUUCCUGAAGCCCAUUUACACGAGAGCUCCGAUCUCCCCUGGCCGCCAGCGCAGGCACACGCUCCCCGCCAGCGAGUUCCGCUCACUCAACACUGAGGACGCCAUCAGUGUGUUCGAAAUAGAGAGAGAGGCUUUUAUAUCAGUGUCUGGGGAAUGUCCUCUUCAUCUGGAUGAGGUCCGACACUUCCUCACCCUCUGUCCUGAGCUUUCUUUGGGCUGGUUUGAACAGGGGAGGCUUGUUGCUUUUAUCAUUGGAUCACUCUGGGACCAGGACCGCCUAACCAAUGAUGCAUUGACCCUUCAUAAGCCUCAUGGGACUUCUGUCCACAUCCAUGUGCUGGCCGUCCACCGGACCUUCCGCCAGCAGGGAAAAGGAUCAAUCCUGCUGUGGCGUUACUUGCAGUAUCUGCGCUGUCUACCAUAUGUGCGCCGUGCCGUGCUAAUGUGUGAGGACUUCCUGGUGCCCUUCUACCAGAAGUCUGGCUUUAAAGGGCAGGGUCCUUCUGAAAUCACUGUAGGUCCACUUACCUUCAUCGAGAUGCAUUAUCCAAUACGGGGACAUGCAUUCAUGCGGCGUAACAGUGGCUGUUAAGGGAUCGCUAGUCAUGUAGCUUUUUGGAUCUCCAAAAGGCUAAAGUAGUGAAGCAGUGGGUGUGUCGAAGCAGCUUUUGGUUUGGUCUAGUGCUAUUUGUGUAACAAUACUCGAUCAGUAUAGAAAAAAUGGUUAGAAAUAUAAUUUAAAAAAAGAAAAAAUAGAAAAAGAAAAAAUUGCAACUGCAUCCCACCCUUUUACUUAACAGUGAUGGCUGAAAUGUAUUAUUUGAAUUCAUCAAGUCAAACUUGGAUAUUUUUUUUCUUCCAAAGUCAGGUUAUGUUUAUAUUAUUGUUUAUUUUGUAUGCAUUUCCCUUAUUACAUUUUUUUUUAAUUAAGCAAAUUUUAAAUUCAUGACAGAUUUGUCUGUUGUGUUGUGAGAUCAUGGUCAAGGCUGAAAAGACACAGCAGUGAUUCAGCUGUAAACAUACUUUUGGCUACUUUUUGUGUUCAGUGUCUUGUGGCUGCUUUAGAUGUGUGUCUGUUCAAUGGAAGUAUUAAAAUAGCAUAAACUGAAUAUUUUUCCACUGUGAUCUCUUAUGAAAAAAGCCACAAGAGAGCAUCCGUGUUGGCUGGUAUUUCUGUGAGUGCCAAUGUGACAAACAUGUAAUAUACAAUCUCAUAAACAUGAAAAACUAUUGGUUUGGCACCAGAACUAUUUGAUUUAUUGAUUAGAAUUGCUUGUUUACUUGUUUCAAAGCAAAGGAUUGAAGAGAUAAUGUUCAAUGUACAGAGGUGUUGCAAAACAGAAAUCAUCACCUAAAUGUGUCGGACAAUUUGAGAUGUUUAAGACUGGUUUCCAUUGCCUUUCCCUGUAGAAAUCCACCACAUAUGCCUCCACAGUCUUGAAUCAAGACAUCUAUGAUUUUGUAUACAUUUUGCAAGUAAAAAUAAAUAAAAGAAUAUAUUUUUCAGAA
Molecule: messenger RNA, 1647 nt
Organism: Pimephales promelas (fathead minnow)
Lineage: Eukaryota; Metazoa; Chordata; Actinopteri; Cypriniformes; Leuciscidae
Gene: aanat1
Product: aralkylamine N-acetyltransferase 1
Biological process (GO): circadian rhythm; response to light stimulus
Cellular component (GO): cytoplasm
Molecular function (GO): aralkylamine N-acetyltransferase activity
Source: RefSeq, a predicted model, not a curated record